CCGGGGGGAGGGGUGGGUUUAGCUUGGAGGGAAUGCAAAGGGCUUGAUGCACAAGAAGAGCAAGGGGGUGUUGGGGUGAAGCGCGCAGAGAGCGCGUACAUGCUAUUGUUCGUGUCCUGUGUAAGGAACAAAGGGGUCUUGCUUGCAUUGGCUCUUUGCUUUUCUGCUUAUGGUCUGCCAAGAAGGCCUUCCCUUUUUUUGCUCCUGUAAAUCGGUAGAGGACUGGAUAAAGUAAUUCCCUGCGCCAUGGGCUUUUAAGAUGGUUGUUGCUAUGUUCCAGUUCUCCGGGCUCAAGGGUCUGUGAGUGAUCGGGCUUGGAGAGCCGCAGGAGCGCAGAGCCUUCUUCCUGGACAGGCUGUUCGUCCAAGUCGUUCAAGCUGUACUCCCCAAAGGAGCCUCCCAACGGUAGUGCCUUCCCCCCUUUUCACCCUGGCACAAUGCUGGACAGAGAUGUGGGACCGACACCAAUGUAUCCCCCCUCAUACAUGGAACCUGGAAUAGGGAGGCACACACCGUAUGGAAAUCAAACAGACUACAGGAUAUUUGAACUCAAUAAACGACUACAGAACUGGACAGAGCAGGACUGUGACAAUCUGUGGUGGGAUGCAUUCACUACAGAGUUUUUUGAAGAUGAUGCAAUGUUGACCAUCACAUUUUGUUUGGAAGACGGGCCCAAACGAUACACCAUUGGUCGGACGUUGAUCCCUCGCUACUUUAGGAGUAUAUUUGAGGGUGGAGCCACUGAGCUCUUCUAUGUACUGAAGCAUCCCAAGGAGUCCUUUCACAGCAACUUCGUCUCUCUCGACUGCGAUCAGUGCACCAUGGUCACGCAGAACGGCAAGCCCAUGUUCACACAGGUUUGUGUAGAAGGAAGGCUGUAUCUGGAGUUCAUGUUUGACGACAUGAUGCGCAUAAAGACGUGGCACUUCAGCAUCAGACAGCACCGUGAAGUCGUACCACGCAGCAUAUUGGCCAUGCAUGCCCAGGACCCUCAGAUGCUUGAUCAGCUUUCAAAAAACAUCACAAGAUGUGGGUUAUCCAAUUCAACGUUAAACUACCUCCGACUUUGCGUAAUCCUGGAGCCCAUGCAGGAGCUGAUGUCCAGACACAAGACAUAUAGCCUCAGUCCCCGAGACUGCUUAAAGACCUGUUUAUUUCAGAAAUGGCAAAGGAUGGUUGCCCCACCAGCUGAGCCAGCAAGACAAGCACCUAACAAGAGGCGGAAAAGAAAGAUGUCAGGUGGCAGCACCGUGAGUGCUGGUGGUGGCAACAACAACAACAGCAACAGCAACAGCAAAAAGAAGAGUCCAGCCAGCAGCUUUGCGCUCUCCAGCCAGGUACCUGAUGUGAUGGUGGUGGGUGAGCCCACUCUGAUGGGAGGGGAGUUCGGGUACGAGGAUGAGCGACUGAUCACACGGCUUGAGAACACGCAGUUUGAUGCAGCCAAUGGCAUCGAUGACGAGGACAGUUUCACCAACUCUCCAGCCCUGGGCAACAACAGCCCCUGGAACAACAAAGCUCCCUCCAGCCAGGAGAGCAAGAGCGACAACCCCACCUCACAGUCAGCCCAGUAGACUACAGCACUCACUAUGGAGAGCUAGGGAAAAGCAUGAAGACGAUAGAGGGAGUUUGAAAUACCCGUCUUUUGCUCAGAAUGGCACUCGCGUUAUAGUUCUUUAAGUCGGCCUCCCUGUCGUAGUGUUCUGCUCGGAGGAAUCCUAACUGGCCAGACUCUAUUCUCCAGCGUGUGAAAUUGUGCUAUUUGCAAAUUGCUGUAGGAUUUAUGUUUAAUAUUUGAAAUAUUGUUUUAUUACACUGAAAUGAUCUCACUGUGCAUUUGUGCUGGAGAGAAACUAGUUUUCCCACUCUGGUGGAAAAAAAAAAAAUCAGUGUCUGGUCUGUUUUGGGUUCUCUGAGCAGAGUUAGUGAAGGCAGCCAUGUCUGUGGGUUCUUGUUCCAACCUCGGGUCUCUGUGUGUGCUGUGCUUGACAAUGCAUGGCGGUUUCUGUUGUGCUCACUUCAAAGGGAAGGGUUCUUUUCCAUUUAUCUGGUGAUAACCAUUGUGUGCACCUCAGAUUUAAAACCAGCUCCUUCUUAUUUGAUUUCAUUUUAUUUUAAACAAAAAAGAAAAACCUGAAUUAUUUGUUUUGUAGGACCUGGUUGGAACAAAAACCUGUACAGUUCCGGAGCUUGAGGACCGGAGUUGAGAACCACUACGUAAAGUCUAAAAUGUAAAUGAAAAAGUGUAAACCUUGAUGGUACGGGAGUACUGGUCAUGCUCAGUAUGGUCAUAUGCAGAAGUUGCCUGCCAUGAAGCCAGGCUCAAAAGAGGUGUAUUAUUGUUUUUUGUUUGUUUGUUUCCUUUGUUUUUUGUUUUUUAAAUAUUGUUUUUGUUUUUUAUUUUUAUAUCAAUUUGUAAGGGGAAAAUUAUAAGCAAGUUAAAACACCCUGAAUAUCCUUUGCACUGUUGUCACUGUAUUCUCAAUCUAUUUUUCUUACAAAAGUAUAGUACAUUUUGUUCUUUUUAUCCUUCCCUGUUAAAACGUUGAAUUUGAUUAAAUCUGUAACUGGAGAAUGGUAGAGAUUUAUAUAUAUAUAAUGCUUUUUAUUAUUAUUAUUAUUAUUAUUAUUAUUAUUAUGCUUUCCAUGUUUGAGACGCAAGUUGACUUCCUGUUAAAUGUAUACUAAAAUUAGUUUUAUCAUAGCAUGUGUGUCUGGAAACUGCAUGUUUCAGACAUUAGCUAUUUCCACUGUAAGUCUCAAUCUGUCCGAGAUGUUACUCGUUAGAGUAAUCAUAGCGGGAGGUACAUUACUCCAUAUGUCUGUGCCCAUACUUUAAUCUAGGAGCUUUGAGUUGCGAAUGGUUAUGUUUUUAGUCUUUUCAAGGACGUUGUCAACUCAAAACCUCUAGAAAACUUCAUGACGCUGACCAAAUGUUCUCAAAUGCAAAGCAUAAUGCCUCUUUCUCAUUAGUAAAUACUCACCUUAUGUAAUUACUUUAGUCUCCCAAGAUUUUUUUCUUUUAAUUUUCAAAUGCUACAGACCAAGAAGCUAUGAGCAAGAUACUUUAUCUCAGCCCUUGUGUAUUUGUUUCUAUGAAGAAUUCUUUUCAUAUUUUUGUUUGUGUAUUUGUGCUGUAUAUUUAAGACUGUAGCUAAGUUCUGUAUAAGUGUAAUUGUAUUUACUCUUCUUUAGAGCAUCCCUACGGACUUGCAGUUUAAUGAAGAAAA
Messenger RNA from Colossoma macropomum (tambaqui), 3230 nucleotides. It is a transcript of the gene ldb1a, whose product is annotated as LIM domain binding 1a. NCBI's taxonomy places the organism in Eukaryota, Metazoa, Chordata, Actinopteri, Characiformes, Serrasalmidae. The record is from RefSeq and is a predicted model, not a curated record. The transcript is spliced from 11 exons. Gene Ontology annotation, molecular function: LIM domain binding. Gene Ontology annotation, cellular component: transcription regulator complex; nucleus. Gene Ontology annotation, biological process: positive regulation of transcription by RNA polymerase II; nervous system development; negative regulation of transcription by RNA polymerase II. The coding region runs from base 438 to 1574 and encodes 378 amino acids.